GUCAGAAGGUCCGCCGAGGAGCUGCUGCCAUGAGGAAAAACGGUCGCCAGGUGGUGUGGCCUCUGGUGUUCCUGUGGUGUGGCGUUUGUGUCUGUGUGACGGCAGCAGACGCCUGGGAGAGACCAGGCUGCCACAAAGUAGGGCACACGAGAAAGAUCAGCAUCCCAGAUUGCGUAGAGUUCUCCAUAACGACGAAUGCCUGCCGUGGCUUCUGCGAGUCGUGGUCCAUCCCGUCCUCGCUAGAGACCCUCUUCAUAAAUCCCCAUCAGCCCAUCACCAGCAUCGGACAGUGCUGUAACAUCAUGGACACUGAGGAUGUCGAGGUGAGAGUGAUGUGUCUUGAUGGGACGCGCGACCUUAUCUUCAAGUCCGCCAGAAGUUGCUCCUGUUAUCACUGCAAGAAAGACUGAGUUCCUCUAUCAAUAAACCUCUUAAUAUCUCCGUUUAUUUAUUUAUAGCACGCUCUGUUACAUAUAGUAGCAAUGUUUGUUUAAGAUCGUCCUGUGACUCGGAAUUGGUAAAGAUUUGGCAAUGUUUAGCGUACUGGUGAUUUUCCGGAUAAUUUAAAUCUAACUUUAUUUUUAUGACAACUGUAAAGAUACAAGCUAACUUAACGUAUACCAGGUGAACAUUGUUCCAGCACAUUUAUUUCGUGUAGUACUAAUCUUUGUUUUCUAUUUUCUGACAAACAACACUUUUGUAAAAUAUUUUCAACCAUAACUGUUGUGUUUUCUAAUAUCUAUAACUCUCAAUGUACCUAUUAGUUUAAGACGUGUAAAGCCAGAGAUAUUUUUGUGCAACAAAGAAUACCAAGCCUAAUAUUUCUACAGUAAUGUUAAGUUUAUUUAUUAUUUGUUACUGAUAUACGCUUAUAUUUUUAAUAUUAAUGAUAUUUUUUGUACAAAUCCUGUGAACAUAACCUUAAUACAUGUUCAAAAUUAUUUUACGAUUAAAUUAAAUGCUUAUAUAAUUACAUAAUCUAAUACAGACUCAUGAAUAAAAAAACCCAGUAACAAUUUUUAAGAUACAAUGUCUUUCGUGAAUUACGAAAUAUUUAAACUCCCUAAAUGUCUAUUACAGCUAUAAGUGUACUAAUCUAUCCAUAAAAAUAUGAUUGCAAAAUUGUAAUAAAAAUAUAUGUAUACAAUUAAAAGGAGUGUUAAUAUUUGCUGUUGUUUUACUUUCUAAACGGAUGGCAUAUAUAAUAUGAACUACAAUUUCCAAAUAAUAUAAGGUGUGUGAAACAAUUUAGUUGAAAAUUAUUACAACAUCUACUAGUAUCCAUAAAAAGCACUUAAACACUUAAAUCGUUUUUCGUUAUUUUAUUCAAGAUGUAUAAUGUCUAUGUGUAACUUUACUGUAUCUUUCAAUGACUUUACAUAUACAUUGUAAAUACUUUAAAACGAGAGUCUUGCUGUUAUAAAUCUUAAUGUGAUAUUAUAACAUUAUAUUAAAUGCUUAGUUCUAAAUGUUACUGUUUGACAUAGAAAACUUGUAUUUCUCACACGUUGUAUAAACCUGAAAUUCCCAUGGUUGUCACUCCAUUGUCAUAAUAUUUCAGUGAUAAUGCAGUGAAAACAUUUAAAGGCUUAUAAUGUUCAAUGAUUAUAACAAACUCCAUCUCUGAUUAACGAUCUUGAUUGGGAAUGAAAACUCAGAAAGAGAGAGAAAAAUUAAUUUUAAUAAAAUUAUAAUUUUGUAAUGUUUGAUUUGUUGGAACAUUUAGUCGUUUCAUGGCAUUGGCCAAUAGUACCCCAGAUUCAUAAUAAAUUCUAAUUCAGGCUGAAACAUAGAAUUGUCCUGCCGCAACCUCUAUAGUAAACAUACCAAAAGAGGCAGUGAAACAUUUGAAGUUGAAGUAAACUAACGAAUCUGUACACUCUUUAGGUACACGAAAUUAAAGUUUAGUUAAAAACACUUUUCAUUGGCCUUCACAUUAUUUAUUUACUUUUAUGUUAACAUACUUCGGGGGAGGGGGUCAUGUUAAGUACAAAAAAUUAAACUAUGGAGAACAUAAUAAAUAUUCGAGGAAAAUAAAGCAAUUAGCUGUUGACGUAACAAAAAUAGUAAAUAUGCAAACAUGCAAGGCUUUUAUGUACGCGAUUUUUUAAACGUAGUUUUCUUUUGGAAUUUUAUAUUUCAAAGAAUAGAUUCUUUAUAUUUUAAAGAAUACAAUUGCUUUAAAAUAAUGUUUUCUUACAGUCAAUAAAACCAAUUGAAACGUAUUGUUAAACAUUGAAUUUGAAGAUAUUAUGUAUUAAAUUUAUUAAAUGCUUGAAUAUAGCUUUGUUAUAUGACUAUGUAUUACAUAAUUAUGUUAUUUACGAGUUUAAUACGUUUUUAAAAUGUAAUUAUAUAAAGUGAAAACAGGCUUUAGACUGUAAUAGUUUAUAAAUAUAACCCUGUAGUAUACAAAUCCUGAUACAUACUUGAAAGUGAACGUUACAUAUAGUUUUAACCAACAUUUAAGAAAUUAAAGUGUUUUACAAAGUUGAAUUAAUUUUUAGUUAGGUAAACAUGAAAUUGUAAAAUAUAAAUUUCCAGAUAUAAUGGGUUACGACCAUUCUAAGACGGCACUGGCAAGACCCUAAUGUGAUAUCAUGUGAUUUAACCUUCCGAUCUGUUACUUGUUUCUGUAGUUUAUGUAUCAUAUAAUUACAUUAUUUAAAAUAAAAUAUAUUUUUAAUGAAUUAUUCCGAAA
Homalodisca vitripennis (glassy-winged sharpshooter) is the source of this 2701-nucleotide messenger RNA. RefSeq names its product thyrostimulin alpha-2 subunit (gene Gpa2). The transcript is spliced from 4 exons. Gene Ontology annotation, molecular function: hormone receptor binding. Lineage: Eukaryota; Metazoa; Arthropoda; Insecta; Hemiptera; Cicadellidae. The record is from RefSeq and is a predicted model, not a curated record. Gene Ontology annotation, biological process: cell surface receptor signaling pathway. The coding region runs from base 30 to 410 and encodes 126 amino acids.